Messenger RNA from Ictidomys tridecemlineatus (thirteen-lined ground squirrel), 779 nucleotides. It is a transcript of the gene Cldn24, whose product is annotated as claudin 24. Lineage: Eukaryota; Metazoa; Chordata; Mammalia; Rodentia; Sciuridae. Gene Ontology annotation, cellular component: membrane; bicellular tight junction. Gene Ontology annotation, molecular function: structural molecule activity. The record is from RefSeq and is a predicted model, not a curated record.
GUGGCAAAGUUGCAAGAUUUGUUGCAAUGGCUUUAGCUUUUAGAAUAGCAACACAAUCUAUCGGGCUUUCAUUAUCUUUGCUGGGAUGGGUUUUAUCCAUUAUUACAACUUACUUGCCACACUGGAAGAACCUCAACCUGGACUUAAAUGAAAUGGAAAAUUGGACCAUGGGACUCUGGAAAACCUGCGUCAUCCAGGAGGAAGUGGGGAGGCAGUGCAAGGACUUUGAUUCCUUCCUGGCUUUGCCGGCUGAACUCAGAAUCUCCCGGAUUUUAAUGUUUCUGUCGAACGGGCUGGGGUUCCUGGGCCUGCUGGUCUCGGGGUUUGGCCUGGACUGUUUGAGAAUUGCAGACAGACAGCAGGAUCUCAAGAAGCGACUGUUAAUCCUGGGAGGAGUUCUGUUCUGGACCUCGGGAGUCACAGCCCUCGUUCCAGUCUCCUGGGUUGCCUACCUGACAGUUCAGGAGUUCUGGGACGAGACCAUCCCAGAGAUUGUUCCCAGGUGGGAGUUUGGGGAAGCCCUCUUUACUGGCUGGUCUGCUGGCUUUUCUCUUCUGCUAGGAGGGUGUCUGCUCCACUGUGCAGCCUGUUCCACCCCAGCCCCUGGAGCUUCUGGCCACUAUGCAGUGGCAGAAAUGCAAACUCGGUGUCCAUAUCUAGAAAAUGGAACUACAGAUCCUAAAGUGUAGGUUGCCGACAAGGCCAGUCAUCUUCUGUACCACCUAUGAUGACAAAAGGGUCUUUGUUAAGUAACUAAAUCUGUGCUGCUCAUAUUUUCU